UCUCUAGCGUACAGCCCCUGUGUUAUGAUCACGUGGGCUACCCGGGGCGCGCGGCUUGUUUUGGUUUUCCUUGAGCUUGCUCAGUGUAGCUUCGGUGAGCCGCUGUCCUUCCCCGGGUCCACCUCGGCCUGCAUCUUAGUUGAUCUUCGGGCUCCCUUGGCCCCCACUCUUAGAGCCUCGCGGGGUGGCGUCCUGUCAUGCCGCUGGUGCGCUACAGGAAGGUGGCCAUCCUGGGGUACCGCUCCGUAGGGAAGACAUCUUUGGCACAUCAAUUUGUGGAAGGCGAGUUCCUGGAAGGCUACGAUCCUACAGUGGAGAAUACUUACAGCAAGACAGUGACUCUUGGCAAAGAUGAGUUUCACCUACAUCUAGUGGACACAGCAGGGCAGGAUGAGUACAGCAUUCUGCCCUACUCGCUCAUCAUCGGGGUCCAUGGCUACGUGCUCGUGUACUCGGUCACUUCUCUGCGCAGCUUCCAAGUCGUUAAGAACCUGUAUCAAAAACUACACGAAGGCCAUGGUAAGACUCGGCUGCCCGUGCUGCUUGUGGGGAACAAGGCAGAUCUAUCUCCAGAGAGGGAGGUGCAGGCAGUUGAAGGGAAGAAGCUGGCAGAGUCCUGGGGUGCAACGUUUAUGGAAUCAUCUGCUCGGGAUAAUCAGCUAACUCAAGACAUCUUCAUCAAAGUCAUCCAGGAGAUUGCCCGUGUAGAGAACUCUUACGGCCGGCCGGACCGCCGAUGCUACCUUAUGUGAACCCUUGACAUGGAAUAACCCGCCCUGUUUCUGCCGCGGGCAUUGUCCAGCCUGCAGCAGUGGGGCAGACCCUCAGGACUUAACUGCUAUGGUUGCUGUGUCCCUCGUCCUCUGGGCACACAGUGUGGCACCCUCAUUUUUGCACACUCAUCCCAGGUUCUGGUAGCCUGGAUGUUAAUGUUUACAAAGGGGCAAGAUGUCUCAGGGACACUGGCUUCUAACGCUUGUUUGCUUGCUUCCUUCCUUUCUUUUUCUUUUCUUUUUCCUCCCGAGACAGGCUUUCUCUGUAUAGCCCUGGCUGUCCUGAAACUCACUGUGUAGACCAGGCUGGCCUCGAACUCAGAAAUGCCUGCCUCUGCCUCCCAAGUACUGGGAUCAAAGGCGUGCGCCACCAACUCCCAGCACACUUUGGUUUUCUAAAUAAAUUUUUAUAGUCUGUACAGUUGGGAUACGAGCCUUGGGCAUUGAUUUCCCAGGACCCACUCCUGGGUGGAUUUUAGGUGUUUGUUGGGUAAGGGUGUUGGUUGCUUGGUAUUUCUGAAGUAGAGCUGUCUGCUGGGGUAACAAUGUAUAUUUCCAAAUAAACUGAGAAAUUUUU
Molecule: messenger RNA, 1350 nt
Organism: Apodemus sylvaticus (European woodmouse)
Lineage: Eukaryota; Metazoa; Chordata; Mammalia; Rodentia; Muridae
Gene: Rhebl1
Product: RHEB like 1
Exons: 8
Coding region: 198-752 (184 amino acids)
Biological process (GO): small GTPase-mediated signal transduction
Cellular component (GO): plasma membrane
Molecular function (GO): GTP binding; GTPase activity; GDP binding
Source: RefSeq, a predicted model, not a curated record